UUUAGACAUUAUAGUGCCAAGUAUUGGUUUAUUUCUUUUUUGUAAUUAAUAGCGAAUAUAAGAAAACAUUUUGAAUUUCGAAAACGAUUUUAACCAUUAGUCAAGGUCGCGUUCGAUGAGCUUCGCAAGUUGAAGGUCGGCCAAUAAAAAGUCGAUUGUGAUGCAUUUGAAAAAAUGUCUCAGUUGGGAAAAUUUUCUCGAGAUUCGCGAAGAGUUGUUUGGCGACUGAGAUGAGAAAAUGAUCUAACAAUGAUCUCGAACUAACGUGUAAAAACAAUGGGUAAUUUUAGCGAUGUGACUGAAAAAAAUGAAACUUCGGAAUCAAAUUUUUGUGUUAUAGCAAUUUACGUUACCGUUCCUUUAUUAUUUUGUUAUUGGAUUUUAGAAGUGCAUUAUUUUUUACGUUUUUUAUUAUGCGCUUUUAUGGCGAAAUUCUUCAAAAGACGGUUGUAUAUUUUAGACGAGACUACCUAUUCGGGAAUUUGUUUGACCACCGACGUAGAUACGCUCCUUUUUCAUAUGAACAAUACGCGAUAUCUGCGAGAAGUUGAUUUUGCCAGAGCAGAUUUCUACGUAAGGACAAGAUUAUGGAACGAAAUCAGAAAGAAAGGAGGUUCGGUUGCUCAAAUAUGUACCAAUAUUCGAUAUCGCAGAUUUAUCCGGCCUUUUACUUUUUACACUAUUACUACCAAGGUAAUGCAUUGGGAUCAUAAUACCAUCUUCAUGGAGCACCGUUUCAUCACCAACAACAACGGUUUUGUGAACGCCAUUGUGAUGAGUCGCCAACGUCUGAUUGACUGCAGCGCAGAAGACGUAAUGAGCGAAUUAUUAUACAUACAAAAUAAAAACAGCGAAGUCAGCUUAACCAAACCAGAUCUUCCAUUGGAAUAUGUACGAUGGGUCGAAUGCAACGAUAUCUCAAGCGCCAAUUUGAGAAGUAUUAAUGAUAAAUGAAGUACCUAACUGGCACUUAUGAAAUUCUCACUCAAGAUUUCAGAACAGCAUAUAGCACUCGAAUACUUCUUGGAUCGAUCAGAUUCAUCUGAAAGAAGUAGCAAACUGGAAAAUUUGCUGUGUUUUUUCUUUAUUAUGUUGCAAGUAUAACUUGCAAAUCGAUUUCUCAUUCUAGUGUUACCAUCACCAGAAAACUUACCAUUUUUUGUUUUUUAUUUUUAUUUUUUUGCUAUCGAAGAUUUUAUCUUGUGGUUUGACCAUGUCCAAGAUUUCUAUUGUUUUAUCGUUUAUGGAUUCAUCCAAGUCUAUAUGGUUCUGAAGUAAAUUCAGUCUCUUCUUUCUCAAAACUUACGUUUCUACCUAGGUAUCUAAACUGUACUCGGUGAAACAGCAAAUGAUUUGUUCUCGAGUUUUUCUACUAAAUUUGUUUCAAGUCCUUUGAACAAUUCAACUUUAUUUUCUAUUGUUAAGGAAUUCAGUAUUUCUUCGUUUUUUCCGUCCGGUGUCCAUUUUGUUUCGAUAAGCAAUAAAAUGGAUAAAAUUUUCGUGCUGUUUUUCAAAAAUGGAAUAAAAUAAGGUACCUAACCAGGAACUUUGAAAGUUGUAUUCAAACGUGAUAGCUUCGUUUGUAAGAUGUACUCUCUCGAAUUUGAAGAAUAAAAUUGUAAAUUUGUGGGGGGAAAAACAAUGGUCAGUUUUCAAGACCAUUUGAUUUCUCAAAAUUAUUUUUUCCAAUCUUAAAACUUUUUGGAAAUGAUGUAAUUUUUUUGUUAUUAGUAUUUCUCUACUUAUUGUGUUGAAUAUUUUUGAUCCUAUUUGAGAAUCUUUAAUUUUUCUAAAAGAUAUCAUCAUACUCGCAUGAAAAACAUCAAAUUUACGCGUAUUUUCUGAGAAAAUUUCAAUUUGGAAUUUUACGCUUCGAAAAAUAUUUUUACUUCACUUCGAAAACAUUUCGUUCGGAAUCAAAGACAAAAUAAAAUAUUGAGAGGUAGAAAUCGAUUUGGAUGAAAAAUUCACAUUGGUAAUUGAAUUGGCUCGUUUGAUACGGAAUAAAUUGUGGUUUUAUAGGCUCGGCUAACGUGAUUCCCUCAUCUCCUCUAAUUUAGCGAAUUUUGUGAACAUUUUAUUGAUGAAAUUUUCGAAAGUUUUUGGGUUUAUCGUGGAUUCUUUUGUGGAGUGAAAAGUUUAUAGGUACAUAUUUUUCUAUUCGAUAGGCAGAUAUCUAUCAAUUUUUAUAAUUUUUAAACUUCGAGGAGGAUAGGUGAGGUUAUUAAGUGAGGUGAAUUACGUUUUGAGAGAAGGUGAAAUUUCAACGACACGUGUUGUUUUGAAGCCUAAAUGGGGUGAAGAAGCAGCGAAAUUCAACUCCAUUCGGGUCUUGUAUUUGAACAUUUUGUAUAACAUUUUGUAACUGUUCGGUUUUUUUUCCAACUAAAUAUUCAACAUUUUGUAUGAUCAAAAUAUUGCUACUUUUACCGUAUAUUAAUACAUACCAUGAUACAUGGUGUCUUAUGUAAUUUGGUUUUCAAAGCCAAAUUCGGAUCUGAAGAAAUUACAUUAAUUUUAAUUUUAAAUUGAAAAAUGUGUACGAAGAAAAUGUCUAUUUUUAAAAUUGAAAGUGGUACAGAGAAAAGGGCUCAAUUUAGUAACUUCCUUUUUUUUUUUUUUUUUUUUUUUUUAUGGACAAUACACUGUAGUGUGUAUUUUGAACAUCUUGGAUUCCGUUUUCAGUGGUAUGAAUAAUGAAUUAUUCUUCUUUUAUGUACUCGUACUUCAUUACUUCCAAGUGAACAAAACAAAAUGAUGAAAUGAAUCAAAAAUAUUAUUCGUUUAAUUAAGAUUAUUCAUAUUAUGUAAGUAAUUUUUGCACAAUAUAAUUUGUAUACGAAUUUUAAAAUCACCUAUCAGGUAUCCAUUGAUGAUAUCUAUGGUAUCAAAAGCUCAUCAACAAGGUGAAUUAUUAUAUUAUGUAUGUAUUAUGUGAAAGAAAAGAAUGUUCCAAAACUGCUGUCAAUUGGCCGGUUAUUUUUGUUCGGCCUCAUUUAUUAAAAAUGUGUACCUACCUACACUUUUCAAAUUUUGAACAGAAAUCAAAAAUAUGGAGACAAAGAGACUAUGGAGGGAAGAGGAAGCAAAAAAACGGAUUGAACAUUGUUGUCUCUUUGGCUAUUUGUUGAAAAA
Molecule: messenger RNA, 3135 nt
Organism: Planococcus citri (citrus mealybug)
Lineage: Eukaryota; Metazoa; Arthropoda; Insecta; Hemiptera; Pseudococcidae
Product: protein THEM6-like
Exons: 3
Coding region: 277-954 (225 amino acids)
Source: RefSeq, a predicted model, not a curated record